AUUAUUUUACAGAUUAAACAAAUCAUAUCUCUACUUUUCCUCUCGAUUUCCCGAGCUAAUUGGAAGAGUCUUGAAGGUAAAAACCGAAGAAACAAAGCGCUCUCUCUCUUUGUGAAUCCAAUCAAAUCUAAGAUGUUGAGAGUGGCAACGAGGCGGCUCACUUCUUGUUCGUCUGCGUGGAGGUCGCACCAGGCCACCUCCGCUAUCGCCUCUCGUCCUUUCAUCGACGGCUCCGAUUCUUCUGAUUGUCUCAGAUCCAAUUUCUCCUCCUCCUCAUUUUCCUUCUCUUUCGCUUCUCAAUUCCUUCUUCCCACCAGAGGUUUUGCUUCUGAGUCACUCACCCCAAAAAGUGACCACAGUGUGAUUCCUGAUGUUCCAGCAACAGUGGCUGCUAUUAAGAACCCCAGUUCUAAAAUAGUUUAUGAUGAAUACAACCAUGAACGUUUUCCUCCUGGUGACCCCAGCAAGCGGGCAUUUGCCUAUUUUGUCCUGACAGGUGGUAGGUUUGUUUACGCAUCUGUUAUCCGUCUGCUCAUCCUCAAGCUUGUCCUGAGCAUGUCAGCCAGUAAGGAUGUUCUUGCACUGGCUUCUCUCGAGGUUGAUCUCUCCAGCAUUGAACCUGGCAGCACUGUAACUGUUAAGUGGCGUGGAAAGCCAGUCUUCAUCAGGCGCCGAACUGAUGAGGAUAUCAAGUUAGCAAACAGUGUUGAUCUAGGGUCUCUUCGUGAUCCACAGGAGGAUGCAGCAAGGGUUAAGAAUCCAGAGUGGUUAAUUGUUGUUGGGGUUUGCACACAUCUGGGUUGCAUUCCCUUGCCAAAUGCUGGUGAUUAUGGUGGAUGGUUUUGCCCUUGCCAUGGUUCCCAUUAUGAUGUCUCUGGCAGGAUUCGCAAGGGUCCAGCACCAUACAACCUGGAAGUACCCACUUACACCUUCUUGGAUGAGAGCAAACUGCUUAUCGGUUAAGAAUUGGUAGCGUUCCUUUGGGUUCUCAUAAGUUUUAUAAUUUUAUUAGAUAAUGCCGAAGGUUUGUUACAGAAUUUUGCUUUUCCUUGCCUUGGACUUUGAGGGCAUUGUUAGUGUUGUUUUUGUAACUGGAAUAAUUGCAACUGCAGCCAGUUGAUAUUUCUCUAAACUCUGAAUAAUUUUCCCGGAUUUUGAGGAGAACCAAAUAUAAUUGUUCUUUAGACUUGGCUAUUCGCUA
Messenger RNA from Gossypium raimondii (Peruvian cotton), 1201 nucleotides. Its product is annotated as cytochrome b-c1 complex subunit Rieske-4, mitochondrial. Bases 133 to 963 code for a protein of 276 amino acids. Gene Ontology annotation, cellular component: membrane. Lineage: Eukaryota; Viridiplantae; Streptophyta; Magnoliopsida; Malvales; Malvaceae. Gene Ontology annotation, biological process: mitochondrial electron transport, ubiquinol to cytochrome c. Gene Ontology annotation, molecular function: quinol-cytochrome-c reductase activity; 2 iron, 2 sulfur cluster binding. The record is from RefSeq and is a predicted model, not a curated record. The transcript is spliced from 2 exons.